AUGAGUUCGCAGAAAAAACCUGAGAAAAAGCAAUCAAGCUUAAACUCUUUCUUUGGUAAUAAUGCCAACAAAGCGCCCGCAAAGCCAGCUACUACCAAGCAAGAGCCAACCUUUACCGAGCAGGAGCCAACUAUGGCCCAACAAGAGCCAGAUAAAACAGCAUCCACAUCUACAGAUACAACUGAGCAAAAGAAACGCAAAAGAGUCAUCAUUUCAGACACUGAGGAAGAAGAUGAAGAAGAGACACCUCCCAAACAAAAGACACAAAAGACUGCAUUGGGUAAAUCAACGGUAAAGCCAGUAAAGCCAGAGGCAUCUUCAAGUGUCCCCAAGACCGAAACUAUGGAAGUGGAUCCAACAGACGAAAAAAAGAAGGAACCAGAGCAUUCAGACGAAGAAUUCGACAAGGAGAUCGAAGAGGCAGCUGCUGAGGAGAAGGAGGCCAAAAAAGAGAAACUGGAAAUGAUGUCCAUCAUCCACACAAUUGCUUCUGUAGGGCCAGGAAAGUCAGGUGUGGAUUGGAAGAAAGGUGCACCCAUUCCUUACUCUGUUUUGUGCAAGACAUUUGAAAAGUGCGAAAAUACAACCAAGAGACUAGAGAUCACAGAGCAUCUUGUUACGCUGUUUGUAAAGGUCAUUGACCUCACACCAGAGGGGUUGCUCCAACUGCUUUACAUGUGUAUCAAUAAGCUUUGCCCCGAUUACGAGGGCCUUGAACUUGGUAUCGGUGAAUCGCUGUUGAUGAAAGCUGUAGCACAAUCCACUGGAAGAGACAUGAAGCAGUUGAAAUUAGAUUAUGUCAAAUGUGGUGAUCUUGGCACUGUAGCAAUGAACAGCAAAGGCUCGCAAAGAACAUUGUUCAAGCCCAAGCCCUUGACUGUUCCACAUGUCUUUAGCAUACUCAAAGAGAUUGCCAAAAUCACCGGUAACUCGGCACAAUCCAGAAAAGUUGACAAGAUCAAGGGUCUUUUGGUCGCUUGCCAAGAUGAAGAAGCCAAAUUCAUCAUUAGACAUUUGGAAGGUAAGCUUCGUAUCGGUUUAGCCGAGCAAACAGUUCUCUCCGCAUUAGCACAAGCUGUCGUUCUCAGUAAGAUAUCCAACUCCAAACUGUCGACUUCCAAAAGGGAAGAGCUAUUAUCAACUGCUGUAGAUACUGUGAAAUACGUGUACAAUCAAUUGCCAUCUUAUGAUAUCAUUAUUCCUGCUCUAUUGAAAUACCCCUUGGACGAGUUAUUAGACCACUGUACCAUGCACCCUGGUAUUCCCUUGAAGCCCAUGUUGGCGCAUCCAACAAAGAGCUUGACCGAGGUGUUGGAUCGAUUUGAGGGACAAACAUUCACCUGCGAAUUCAAAUACGAUGGCGAGAGAGCACAGAUUCAUCGACUCGAAGACGGCACUAUCAAUGUCUACAGUCGUAACUCUGAAAACAUGUCUGUGAGAUACCCUGAUAUCAUGAACGCAAUCAACAAGUGGAUUAAACCUACCACCACCUCCUUUAUCCUAGAUUGUGAAGCGGUGGCUUGGGAUAAGCAAGAGAGCAAAAUCUUACCUUUCCAAGUGUUGAGUACUCGUAAGCGUAAAGACGUCAAGGAGGAAGACAUCACUGUGCGAGUAGCUGUAUUUGCGUUUGAUUGCUUGUAUUUGAAUGGCGAAUCAUUGUUGCAAAAAUCGCUCAAGGAACGUCGUGAGGCACUUGCUGGUGCAUUUCAGGAAACAGAACACGAAUUCUACUUUGCCAAACACAUGGAUUCCAACAACAUUGAGGAUAUUCAAACAUUCUUGGAUGUGUCCAUCACCAGUAAUUGUGAAGGCCUUAUGGUCAAGGCAUUUGAUAGCUCUGAAGCAACCUACGAACCCUCCAAACGUUCUCGAAACUGGCUCAAGGUGAAGAAGGACUACUUGAAUGGUGUUGGAGACUCUAUGGAUUUGGUCGUAAUUGGUGCUUAUUACGGUCGUGGUAAGCGUACAUCUGUUUAUGGUGCGUUCCUGUUGGCCUGUUAUGACCCAGAAACAGAAGAGUAUCAAACCAUCUGUAAGAUUGGUACCGGUUUCUCAGAUGAAAACUUGCAAUUGUUUUACGAUACAUUGAAGGAUCAUGUCAUUGAUGCUCCCAAGCAAUAUUACUGCUUAGGUGAAAAUGCAGUGAAGCCUGACAUUUGGUUUGCUCCAACGCAAGUCUGGGAGGUCAAGUGUGCUGAUCUCAGUGUGAGUCCUCGAUACAUGGCUGGUGUAGGUCGCGUGGAUCCCAAUAAGGGUAUCUCGUUGCGUUUUCCUCGUUUUAUUCGCGUGCGUGAUGAUAAGGACCCUGAAAAUGCCACAUCCAGUGAACAGGUCUCUGAAUUCUACUUUGACCAAGCAAAUCAACAAGGCAAUAGCAAGAAUAACGACAUGGAUUACUACUAA
This is a messenger RNA of Mucor velutinosus, 2403 nucleotides long. RefSeq lists its product as uncharacterized. The transcript is spliced from 11 exons. The record is from RefSeq and is a predicted model, not a curated record. Gene Ontology annotation, cellular component: nucleus; mitochondrion. The coding region runs from base 1 to 2403 and encodes 800 amino acids. Gene Ontology annotation, molecular function: ATP binding; DNA ligase (ATP) activity; DNA binding. Gene Ontology annotation, biological process: lagging strand elongation; DNA repair; DNA biosynthetic process. NCBI's taxonomy places the organism in Eukaryota, Fungi, Mucoromycota, Mucoromycetes, Mucorales, Mucoraceae.